AUGUUGCAAAGCCGUGAUGUCCAGCCAGAAGCUGCGCAACCACCAACGCGAUUUGAUGGUCAGUCCAGCAUGCAUGCUGACUACCAAGCUCCCCCACUGGAAGGCUUACAAAGAUGGCUGCAAGGUUGUGGAUUGAGACCGGAAGAGACGGCCGCGCACUCCGAACAAGACCAGGGAACCAAAGCAACAAUCCAACAGACAGCUCGCUUUGAGGGUCAGUCCACUAUGCACCAUGAUUUCCAAACACCACCACCAGUGGCCUUGAACCAGGCCCAGCCAGCUGCAGCAACAACAGAAGUGAGUCCAAUCCGGUUUGAAGGUGAGUCAUCCAUGAAGGCUCACUAUCAAGCACCAUCUGAGGAAGCGUUGAUAGCAGCGACAGGUGGCAUAAGGCAACAGCAACCAGACAUCAAAGUUGAGGAAACAAAAGUGGCUUUGGAGGGACAGUCCACGACGCGCCAUAUUACCAAGCACCCCUUUGGAGAAGCUGCUUCACUUCCUAGGGCGACCAACUUGUGAUGACAUGGUUCCGCCAAUUCCUUUUGAGGGAAAAUCAUCCAUGAAGGCUCACUAUGCGGCUCCUUCAACGGAGGCAGUGCUAGCUGCAAGCAACGCAAGUCUGAGACAUGCAGACUUACAGCCUGCAAGCCAGCAGGCAGCUCGCUUUGAGGGUCAGUCCAAUGCACCCGGAUUUCCAACAACAGUCGAUCACCACCUGCACUGGCGCUUGCUCGUUUUGAAGGAGGGUCAACAGCACAUCAUGACUACGGAGUGCCACCAUUGGAGGACUUGCGGCAAUUGAUUUCAGGCACAAGUUCUGGGAGUCGUGAAAGGAAGCUUCCACAAACAACUUUUGAAGGAGAGUCGUCUAUGAGAGCUCACUACCGUGCUCCAUCAGCAGAUGCACUAAAAGAAACAAGUCGAAGUCCGUACCAAGGGCGAAGAAGCAGUUCAGCACAUGCAGAUAGGUCUUCAGUCAAGUUUGAAGCUUCCUCGACCAGUCGCAUGGAUUUUGGCAGCGUGAGCGGCUAGACAGAGAUGCAACUGCGAGUGGGCCACCGGCACCACUCACUGGUCUCUUCGAAGGGGAGUCGUCCGUGAAGGCACACCAUCAAGCACCACCACCGGAGUCUUUGAGGAAUCUCAGUGGAAUCCAUGGAAGAUGAUCUUGAAUCCAGUUGGCUCGCUACCAGUUCGGACUUCUGCAGCUGCGAUGUCUUGGAUAUCUGCCUACAUCGCAUGAAAGUGUGCAUGGCAUUGCAUGUCAGAGUUUCAAGUGCUUGUACAGAGAGCCCUUUCUACUACUUGUUAACGAUUCUGAUUUCGGAAUGCUUGGGUUGAGCUAAAAA
Cladocopium goreaui is the source of this 1349-nucleotide messenger RNA. NCBI's taxonomy places the organism in Eukaryota, Dinophyceae, Suessiales, Symbiodiniaceae. The record is from the annotation of a GenBank genome assembly.